AUGUCUCAAAGUGAGGAAUGGGAGAAAAUUAGCCAUGUCAAGAAAAGCACUAAAGGUGUACUAGCCACAGCCACAUUGGUGAAGCCUACUUUCUGGAAUGGUGUUAGUCUUUGCUUGAGAGUAUUUGAGCCAUUAGUUAAAGUUCUUCACAUGGUUGAUGGGGACAUUAAACCAUCAAUGGCUUGGCUAUAUGGUGAAAUUCUUAAGGCUAAGGAAGAAAUGAGGAUGGCUGUAGGCUACAACAAGCCCUCCAUCUUUGAUAGUGAGGAUGUCAUGGAUGGCUUUAUUGUAGCUGUUGAAACAUUCUACCAUGGUGAUUAUGACAAGCAGAAUCAAAUGCUCAAUGAUGACUUUCACAAGUUUAAAGAUAAAGUUGGACAUUUUGGAAAAAAGCUAAGUGGUGGCCAAUUAUGGAACACAAGUUCCAACACUGCAGAAAUCCAUACAAAGAAAAGGAAUAGGCUCACAUGUGAGAGAGUUGAACAACUUGUCUUUGUUAGAUUCAAUCAUCUUCAUGCAAAGAGGAAAAAUAAAGCCAAAAAGAAUAAAAAGACAGACCCUCUUGUAGAAACCGAUGCAACCUUUGCUCAAGGAUGGAUGGUUCAAGGUGCAGAUGAAGAAGGGACUGAUGUUGAGCCUGUUACAGGUCUGACAUGGAAAUUAAUUGCUGACACAUGUGGUGCUGAGGAGGUCACAAAACUCCGUAAGAGUGCAAGAUUGGCUCAUGCAAAAGAGGUUGAAGAAGAACCCAAGUCCGAUAGUGAUGAACAACCGAUAAAUGAGGAAGAUAUUGAGUUUGAGUCUGAUCAAGAUAAUGUGGUCACAACUGGAUAUCAGCAAGAGGGGGAGGAAGACAGUGAUGGUUGA
Molecule: messenger RNA, 867 nt
Organism: Panicum hallii
Lineage: Eukaryota; Viridiplantae; Streptophyta; Magnoliopsida; Poales; Poaceae
Exons: 4
Coding region: 1-867 (288 amino acids)
Source: RefSeq, a predicted model, not a curated record